Molecule: messenger RNA, 1257 nt
Organism: Arvicanthis niloticus (Nile rat)
Lineage: Eukaryota; Metazoa; Chordata; Mammalia; Rodentia; Muridae
Gene: Syf2
Product: SYF2 pre-mRNA splicing factor
Cellular component (GO): Prp19 complex; post-mRNA release spliceosomal complex; catalytic step 2 spliceosome
Source: RefSeq, a predicted model, not a curated record
UGACGGAAGUAGAAAGAAGGCUGUAAUGGCGGCUGAAGCUGAAGUUGUGCAGGUAGCCGCGGACGGCGGGGAAAACAGGCCCUUGGCGCCCGAGGAGCUGGCGGCGCAGAAGCGAGAGCAGAGGCUGCGCAAGUUCCGUGAGCUGCAUCUGAAGCGGAAUGAAGCUCGUAAGUUAAAUCAUCAGGAAGUUGUGGAAGAAGACAAAAGACUUAAGUUGCCUGCAAACUGGGAAGCCAAGAAAGCCCGUUUGGAGUGGGAGCUCCAGGAAGAAGAAAAGAAAAAGGAGUGUGCAGCUCGAGGGGAGGACUACGAGAAGGUGAAGCUGCUGGAGAUCAGUGCGGAGGACGCUGAGAGGUGGGAGAGGAGGAAGAAGAAGAAGAAUCCCGACUUGGGGUUUUCAGAUUAUGCUGCUGCCCAGUUACGCCAGUAUCACCGGCUGACCAAGCAGAUCAAACCUGACAUGGAAAGCUAUGAGCGACAGAGACAGAAGUAUGGAGAAGAUUUUUUCCCGACAUCCAACAGUCUUCUCCAUGGGACACACGUACCUUCCUCAGAGGAAAUUGACAGAAUGGUUUUAGAUCUGGAAAAGCAGAUUGAAAAGCGAGACAAGUACAGCCGAAGACGCCCGUACAAUGAUGAUGCGGACAUCGACUACAUCAACGAGAGGAACGCCAAGUUCAACAAGAAGGCAGAGAGGUUCUACGGGAAGUACACAGCCGAGAUCAAGCAGAACCUGGAGAGGGGGACGGCCGUGUGACCCGCCCUCGGCUAAUUCAAACUUCUACGUGGGACCAGUUCGUUUACUGGUCACACUUACCCCCUGCCUCCCCACCGGGCAUUCUGAAAUAAAUGUCUUUUCUCACCUUUUCCACAUGCAUAUGUCCGCAUUUUAGUGCUUGGAUAGACGAUGUAUUUCUUGUAUUGAGUGAUGUUUUGUAAAAAUCUAAUUUGUAUAAAUCCUAACUAUUAUUUUUCUAUGAAUUUUAAAUUUGCAUAACCAUAUAACCUUUGAAUUCUUGGGGCUUAGAUGUACACAGGUGUAGUCACUGCUGCUUUGAGGGUUGGUAGGAAGUAGACAGGCUACAGCUGGGCUUUGGGACUGGCCAGGUGAGGACUAGGAAGCAGAGGCUGUCCAGACAGAUGCUCCUGGAGUUCUGGCACCGCCUGCCCAGGACUGGAGUUGGAGGGAGUUGGAGGUUGUGGCUGUCAGACGUGCACACUCCCUUUUUAAAGAACAAUAAAAUGCUUUGGAAUAGA